AUGCGUAGAAGAGAGGAUGAUGACAGCAGCAGCUCUCAGCGGUCUCCGGGCAUUUGCCGGCGGCUGCUUAGAUUUGUGGUGGCAAAACUAGGGAUCUUCUUGGGAGAGAAGGAGAUGAAUGAAGAUAAACGUGAGAGGAACAAACUGAUCAAGAAGGGAUCAAGGUCUGAUAUCACCAUUCAUUUUAAGCAAAUAGAAGACUCGGAGGAUAACAAGAACAACUCCCCAGGCUCUUCAAGCCAAGAAUCAGGGAGAGAGAGAGUGAUCACAGUGGCUAAUGGUAGUAACGGCCCAAAGAAGAGGUUACAUGACAAGGGGAAGAAGAGCAUGCAGAGUGAGCCGAGCCCUAAGCAACAAACAAGUCAGCCUGAAGCAGGGAAACCACCGCAGCCUCAUAGAGGUCUAAGGCCCCUUCUAAAUGACAUAAAUAAGAAAUCAGAUGCUUUUAUCGAGAGCACACUCGAGAAGAUGAGAAAAAGCUUAGCAUAG
Messenger RNA from Microthlaspi erraticum, 489 nucleotides. NCBI's taxonomy places the organism in Eukaryota, Viridiplantae, Streptophyta, Magnoliopsida, Brassicales, Brassicaceae. The record is from the annotation of a GenBank genome assembly.